Molecule: messenger RNA, 3753 nt
Organism: Bolinopsis microptera
Lineage: Eukaryota; Metazoa; Ctenophora; Tentaculata; Lobata; Bolinopsidae
Product: protein argonaute-2-like
Exons: 25
Coding region: 130-2922 (930 amino acids)
Biological process (GO): regulatory ncRNA-mediated post-transcriptional gene silencing
Molecular function (GO): single-stranded RNA binding; miRNA binding; protein binding
Source: RefSeq, a predicted model, not a curated record
UUUUAGGAAUAUGUCCUUGCAUGAAUAAUAGUAACCCAAAUACACCCCGCGGAAGGGGGAGAGGCAGAGGAAAGCCUACCCAAACAACAGCAAUUUCUACUUUCUGUCAACUGAAGCUCAACUUGGACAAUGCCUAGACGUUCAGCCAAACGUCCAGUAGGAUCAACUCCAGCAACACCCCAACAGAAUCCUACUCCUAUCAACUCACCACAGAACCAAAACGAACAGAAGUCACCACAACGAAAUGUACCUACCGGCAGGGGAAGGGGACGAGCUCAACAUAAAAAACCCGGAGCUGAUGAACCAGCACAACAAACACCUUCUCCUGAAAAAGAACCUCUGGCAAACCAAGUUGCAGAGCUACAGAUAGCACCAAAAUAUGACGCAAAUGGAAAGAUAAUAAACCCCUGGACAUCAAAAAAUAAAACCUUGGAAUUGAUGCACAGGAAGGACUAUGGAGUGGAAGGGAAACCUAUCGACUUAUAUACUAAUUUUUACGAGAUUAAUCACAAACCUACUAUGAAGAUACAUCAGUACGAAAUAACAAUUGAGAUUCCAGAGAAAAUACUGAAAUCCAACAAAAGUUUAGCAGUAGAUAUUUUUAACAGAAUGGUCUCCGACUACAGAGACGUGUACUUCACAGGUAUUCAUCCGGUGUUUGAUGGUAGUCGGAUCAUGUACACUAAUAAACGUAUUCCAAACCUUGAUAAGAUGAUUCAACUGCCAGUAAAGUUCCAAAGUAACAUUACGCGGCUUGAAGCAAUCAACAUUCAGAUACGGCCCACUCAGGGUGUAAUAGAAUUCUCUGAAAUAGAGAAAGUGUACAAAAACGAGACCAAAGAUUUACCUUACAACCUAUUCUCGUGCGCCGACAUAAUCCUUGGCUUCAUGCCAAAAAUGAGCUACGUGAGCUACGGAAGGAACUAUUUCCCACGUGGUCAAACCGUUGCUGAUCUAGGGAAUGGUAUUCAACUCUGGUCCGGUUCUGUUAUGGCAGUUAAACCAGGGCAGUGGAAGUUACUGGUGAAUAUCGACGAGAAGCACACUGCAUUUUACAAGGAGCAGAGUUUAAAAGAUUUUCUCACCAGUAUUUAUCCGAACAGACAGAGCUUCAAGUCAUUUGAAAUUAGUAAGAUAAACGAUCACUUGAAAGGGUUACAAGUACAAGUAACACACAACGGACAUCCCAGAAAACAUCGUGUAGUUGCCUUAAAAGAGGAGCCUGCUAACAAACAUCUAAUGACUGACAACAACACGGGUCUGAAGAUGACGAUAGAAUCUUACUUCAAGAAAAACAAGGAUAUCACUUUACAGUUCCCUCAGCUGCCUUGUGUUCAGGUUGAGCCGAAGAACAGAGAUAUCUACCUUCCUGUUGAGCUCUGCACUAUUGUGGAGGGGCAGCGUUGUAUCAGGUCGCUAUCAGAAAAGCAGAUUGCAGAUAUCAUCAGAACAUCCGCUAAAAGACCGGAUGUGAAAAAACGAAACAUCGAUUCUGCAGCAAAGAAACUCAUCGAUUCUAGUUACGAGUUAGCUAAGAGCUACGGACUAGAGUUGAGUGACAGACCUAUGAAGGUGAAGGGAAGAGUGUUGCAGGCUCCCAACCUAACCUACGGUAACGGCAGCGUUACGGCAAGUGCUGGACAGUGGCGGGGAAAAAGGAUGAAGACCUCUAGAUCCCUUACUAAUUGGGGCCUCAUGAGCAUGGCCUCUAAAGACCGGUUCGACCCAAGAAAGUUCAAGAAUGAUCUUGCAAAGGAGGGAUCCAAUAUGGGGAUCAUCUUUAGUGAUCCUGUGGUUGUUAGAUACGUCGAGGAACGAAAUUUCCUGCGAAUAGGAGAAGAGAUAAUAGAACAACACAAGAACCUACAGUACAUGUUCGUGAUCCUACCACCUAACACAAACAACAACACAUACAGCAUGGUUAAAGAGAUGGAGGUCUCCUCCGGGGUCCUUACUCAGUGUAUCAGAUUAGACACGUAUCAGAAGAAGUUCAAACCCCAAACGUUGGGUAACAUUCUACUAAAAACAAACACCAAACUAGGAGGAGUCAACUGGGAGUUGGCGUACAACAUGUCACCGCUAGCAAACCAGAUGGGAAAGUUUGUGUUCAGCGAACCGGUAAUGAUAGUUGGAGCAGAUGUCACCCAUUGGGCUAGAGACGAAGGGAACAAGCCCUCAAUAGCAGGUGUAGUGUGUACGCUAGACCGAGCGUGCAGUAAGUACGCCAGUAGAAUCCGACUUCAACACCACAAACGGAACAGAACUUCAGAUGAGAUUAUCCGCGAUUUCAAGGAAAUAAUGAAGGAACUGUUGAUAGAGUUCCGCAUCACCUCAAAGCGCAAACCCUCCAAGAUAUUAUACUACAGAGACGGUGUUUCACAGGGACAGUUUAUCCAGACACUGACUGAGGAGAUUGCUGGGAUCCAGGCAGCUUGCAAGGAGCUAGAACCAGACUACCAACCUAAGAUAACCUACAUUAACGCUCAGAAGCGGCAUCAUACCAGACUGUACUGUGCAGAACCACGUGACACUGACAGGUCAGGCAAUGUUCCUGCCGGUACAGUAGUUGACAGGGAGAUAACAAAUCCAAUACACUUCGACUUUUACCUCAACAGUCACAGUGGUAUUCAAGGUACAAACAGACCUUGCCACUACACAGUGCUGUAUGACGACAGUGACAUGUCCCCUGAUAUGGUACAACUCCUCACCUUCUACCUCUGCCACACUUACGCUCGUUGCUCCAGGAGUGUGUCCUACCCAGCACCCACCUACUACGCGCACUUGCUCUGCGCACGUGCGCGCACAAUGCUCUCUGCAAUGCGCCUCAACUGGUUUGACGCAGCUAAACCCCCCAACCUUAGUCAGAUUGAAUACAAACUGGCUCAGCACAAGAACUUGAAAAACAUAAGCUAUUUUGUGUGAGUCUCUUUUUUUUCAUCGUAAGGCAGGACUAAAAAUAAUUAGACCAAGAAGAUAAGUUUUUAGAGCAAUCUCUCUUCUAUAAUAUAAUGAAAUUAUACAUUCCUGCCUUAGAAUAUAUAUUUUUGCCAUACUAUUCAUACUAUUUUUAAUGAUGCUCUCUUCGAUUUUACUCAUCAAUCAGAUUUUUAUCAUUUUCUUUAUGCCCUCAGACCGUGGUGUAUUUCAUUAUUUGGAUUUUUCUUGUUAUAAAGGGUGGGCCAAAAUUAACUUGACGUUGAAAAUAUUUUUUCAAACCCGAUAAAGCAAAUAUUAAAUCCCAAGUUAAUUUCGGCCUUAUAAGCGUGUGUGUAUUACCUUUAUUCAGAUGAAAUUGAAGGGCAUUAUUUCACCCUGAUGAGGAUUCUUGUUCAAAUUCUGACUAUAUUUUUUAUAGAAUGCGUAACUUAAGUUACAUUAUUAUAACUACACUUUAUACGAUUUACUGCAAUUUGAUAUCGAUUGAUUUGUAUAUCGGUUUGACUGUAGACAUUGAAAUAGCAGAAUUUUACCAAAUCAGCCAUUUUUGGUCUCGGGUAUAAUAAUGUAACUUAAGGUAUAUUUAACUAUUGUUAUUUCUGUUACUUAAAGCUGGUUGUCAGAAUUAAAGAAUUGGGUUUAUCGUCAGCAAAUUGACAUUUGAUUUAAGAGAUCAUUGAUCUAUGCUAUAUUAUUUAAGCUGUCGUCAAAAAUUAUGUCUGGGUUAAACUGUACAUUUUGUUAAGGCAAGAAAUAUAUUUUGCUAAAUGUUCAAUUGUAAAGGUUCAUCUCCUGCAAUCACUAUUUCAAGAUCAA